Messenger RNA from Dovyalis caffra, 477 nucleotides. Lineage: Eukaryota; Viridiplantae; Streptophyta; Magnoliopsida; Malpighiales; Salicaceae. The record is from the annotation of a GenBank genome assembly.
AUGGAAACGCUUGUUACUCCCACAAGAAUACAACCUUUUUGUUCAUCAAGUCCUUUGCCAAAAACAAUACCCCAUCAAAGUUUUGCUGUUCCAUGGACUAGAUUAAGCUUCAAACUCAGAGAGAAGCCUGAUCAAGGUCUAUAUUUGUCCCGAAGAUUGAAUCUUGGGGUGGCAGCUAGAUGUGGUCAUUGCGGUUCGGCUGAUUCCUUGGCAGAGUUGGGAAGGGAUUUGGAGGCUGAAAUGAACCCAGAAGGGAAAGAUGAUUGGAUUGUGGAAAUGGGAAAGUUGAGAGAGAAAUGUAAAGAAAGGAAAGGAAUGGUGGAGCUGUUAGACUGCUUGGAGAGAGAAGCAAUCAUGGGAGAUGAUGAGGGAAGAGAACCUACUGAUUACAACAGAAGAGCUCAAAUUUUUGACAAAAGUUCUCAAGUUUUCACUGCUCUAAAGGAACGUGGCACACCUUCUCAUCACCAAUCUUGA